This is a messenger RNA of Leptosomus discolor (cuckoo roller), 411 nucleotides long. It is a transcript of the gene INSL5, whose product is annotated as insulin like 5. NCBI's taxonomy places the organism in Eukaryota, Metazoa, Chordata, Aves, Leptosomiformes, Leptosomidae. The record is from RefSeq and is a predicted model, not a curated record. Gene Ontology annotation, cellular component: extracellular region. Gene Ontology annotation, molecular function: hormone activity; G protein-coupled receptor binding.
AUGAGGGGCACGACGCUGGCCUUGUUGGCUCUCCUGGUCAUGGCAUGUGAAGGACGAGGAGAAGGCAACACCGUGAAGCUCUGCGGGAGAGACUUUGUCAGAGCCGUCGUCUUCACCUGCGGUGGCUCUCGGUGGAAAAGGCAUUUGACUGAUUAUCAUUACCUGUUUGAGAGCGAAAAUCCCCUGCCCUUCUCACAAGAGAACAAUGGUUAUGCCGAUGUCUUGACAUACACAGACCAGAGGCUGGAGACUGACAGUGAAGAAACCCACCAUGUCAAGCCCGAGAUGGAGCAAGACUUGCAACGCACCAGGAAAACGUCUGUGCUAAAAAAACGCGAAGCAGCCAAGUUGCUCACCACAUCCUGCUGCAGCAUCGGCUGCAGCGAGAGAGAGAUCAGUUCCCUGUGCUGA